GACGCGUUCUCCAUGCGACUCUCUCAGUGUGCUGUGCAGUGUGUGUACAUGGUGCGCUGCAGGUUAAGUGAGUUAAACAGCUGAACAGCGGCUACAUUAAUUAUCCAGGGGUUAGACAUGCAGGACUUUUGUCAGACAGGAGCUGCCUCCGCUCCGAGGUUUCAGUGAGACAGACGAGGCAGUGACGGUGAGGCAGAGUGGUUGUGUGUGUUACCCACAGUAAACCUAGCUGUGUUAGCUAACGUAGCCAGGGAGGUUUGCAUUGAAACACGUGUCGAGAAGAUACCAAACCAAGCUGAUCUAAACCCAGAUUAGACUUUGCCUUGUUGUGCUGAGAACACCACAAGAAUCGGCAACACAAGGUCAGCUCAGUGGAGUAUGGAGGCAGCGUUACACUUGAAGUAGCCAUUGGAGACAGUGGACCAUGGUCUGCAGUAUCUCCUUGUCACAAAGAAGACUAAAUAAAAUCCAGAUUCAACACUGCUGUGUAUGAGCUGUCUUGACUCGUUCCCACAGCUGUAAGGAUACCCACAACUCCAUGUUCUCAUGUGACCCUCUGCCAGUCUCUCACUGAUGCACCGAACACAGAGCCUCCGGAGCAAAGCAAAGUACCUCAAGAGGAGGAAGGGGUUCAUGUCUUCAGUCAAUGGAGUUUCUCAUCUGUCCAGGCGAGCUAAGAGACGCUUGUAUUGUAAAUUACAGCUCUGGAUGUGGAGGAAGCGGAGAGAGAAAUGCCGUUUUGGGAUUUUCAGAGCAAAGAAAAGAGCCUGUGGGAUCAGCUCUUGCUCCAGCCCCUGCCUCAGUUUAAAGGUACAAUCACAGAAAAAUAAAAGGAAAGUUACAACGUACCACACGUCGAACUUACAAAAUUCACAAGCCAGAACGUCAGCUGUCGUGUCACAGAUUGGGUGUGAUACUGAGGCUUCAGAGGACAAGCCUACAGGGCAGAAUUGCCAGCUGAAGCUACAUGAAUCUGUCAGUCUGUCAGAAACUUUGAUUGUUUCCAGUUCCCUGCAGAACCAGGGCACAGACAGAAAUGUUGCUGCAGGUACCGUCAUUCAAACCACACUGCCUCAAAGAACAGAAACCUUUGGACAGUUUUGUGAAAUUGCAAAUGCUUCAAAAUAUUCUCACACUGUCAAACCCCUGCUGAGUACAGACAGUGAGGCAUGUGGGGGGAUUACAAAGUUUAAGGUACCAAGGACAAUGACGCCAACACAAAGACUUGAAGUCGACUUGCCGUCGGGACAACACACUACUAUUACUCCUGAUCAGGACCAGGCUCCAAACAGAGAUGCUGAUGAGAGAGUCACCAGUAAAAAGUCUUCUCAAACUGAUGUCAGCCUCAAAGCACUAACUAAAGACAUCCACGAAUUCCUCAAUGACUUCUACAGAACAUAUGGAAGUUUCAUCCCCCUACAAAAGAGUGACGUGUUGAGACACCUGAGGAAGACGUUUAACACUGAUUUCAGUGACCGGAAAAACGUCAUCUUCUCAGAGGUUACCAAAUACAGAACUGUGAUCGUUCAGAAAUCCAUUCCCUCCUUCCAGGUGGUCUACAAGAAACACACACUGACACUGGAUGAUUUGUCGACACUGGCAGAUCAGAACUGGCUCAACGAUCAGGUCAUGAACAUGUAUGGAGAAUUGAUCGUGGAAUCUGCCCAUCACAAGGUCCAUUUCCUCAACAGCUUCUUCCACCGGCAGCUCAUGACUAAAGGAUAUGAAGGUGUUAAAAGAUGGACAAAGCAGGUGGAUUUGUUUUCCAAGAGUCUGCUCUUGGUGCCUAUCCACCUGGAGGUUCACUGGUGUCUGGUGACUGCUGACUUUGUCAAAAAGAAGAUUUGCCUUUAUGACUCUCAAGGGAACGCGCUCCAGAAGGUUGCAAGGAACAUCCUGAAAUACUUGAUGACAGAAGCAAAGGAGAAGCAGCAAACAGCUUUUGAAAAUGGUUGGGCAGUGUCGUUCGAUGAGAAAAUCCCACAGCAGACCAAUGAAAAUGACUGUGGAGUUUUUGUCCUGGAGUAUUCUAGAUGCCUUGCUCUUGCAAAACCUCUGCAGUUUUCACAGGAGGACAUACCAAAGAUACGUAAGAGGAUCUACAAAGAGCUCUGUGACUGUAAGCUCCAUGAAGAGGGCUGACCAGUAUCUUACAGUCGUAUGUCUGUAUCUAUGUAUUGCUGAUAAUUAUGUGCUGCUUAUUAUCUGGAUAUGAAAUCAGCAGUCCAUGCUCUCUCUGUGCAGGGCUUCACUGCUAACUCACAGAGUCACUUUUGUAUCAGGUGCACUGUUUAAACUAAACCAUAAUCCCUGUAUGAUGUCUGUAUUUAUAUGAUCAAUGUUUCAUCAGGCAUGUUAUUUAGAAAAAGAAAACAUUGUUCCUGGAGUUUACACAUCUACAGUGCACCACCAGAGCCUUACUGAAUUGACUGCCUAUUAAAAUGGAUUGAAUUUGUCAA
Lates calcarifer (barramundi perch) is the source of this 2459-nucleotide messenger RNA. RefSeq names its product sentrin-specific protease 5. Lineage: Eukaryota; Metazoa; Chordata; Actinopteri; Centropomidae. Gene Ontology annotation, biological process: protein desumoylation. The transcript is spliced from 10 exons. Gene Ontology annotation, molecular function: deSUMOylase activity. The coding region runs from base 574 to 2142 and encodes 522 amino acids. The record is from RefSeq and is a predicted model, not a curated record. Gene Ontology annotation, cellular component: nucleus.